GAGUCAACAGUGCAGUACCUGCACCUAUCCCGCAUUGCAUUGCGACCCUUACACAGUGAACUUUGACAAGGAAGGUUACGUUUUGUUUAUGGGAUUUUUUAUUUAUUUCUACAAUAUGUGAACCAUCUUCACCAGAAAAGAGUCAACAAACCUUGAAGCACCACACUGUCAAUCUAACAAGAUCCAUUACCAGGAAGAGGCAUGAAGGAACGUGAAUCUAUGAACAACUACACAAAAUCAGUUUCUCAACCAAAGGAGUGUAAGGGGGAGUUAGUCGGUGAGGUUGGAGGAGGCUUUGAUGUAUAUAACGUGGAAACGGCUUUACCCAAAAUCGAGUGGGAAACGGUGGAGGCGAAUUUGCGGGCGGCAAAUGAUGAAGAAAAACGGAAGCGGAAUGACCGAGAAGAAAUCCGACGGCGCUUGGCUAUGGGUGUUGAGGCUGAAGAUGGUCAAGAACCGGAUAAAAUAGGCAAGAAGCCUAGUUUGCAGUCCCGAUUGCAGAGCGGGAUGAAUCUCCAAAUUUGCUUCAUGAAUGAGACGGCUGACGGCUCAGAAAUUGAAAACCAAAGAGAGCUACUCGAUCAUUUGAAACUGGGCUCUCCCCAGAAUGACGUUAAAAAUCCAUACGUUAGCCUACCCAACGUAACGAGCUUAAAGCAACCAAAAUUACAACAAGAAUUAGCUGAAUUGGACUUCUUCUCUCAACAAGCCAAGCUCCAAAUGGAAGCACGUACCGCCCUUGCCCAAGCAAAAGAAUUAGCUCGCGUCCAGAUGCAAGUAGAACGCCAACAACGGAAACAUACUAGGAUCAGCGAUCUUGUCAGGCAGAGUCUAGAGAAGUUGGGCAUUCCAUUUCCAUGGGAUUGCCGCCGUCUAAGUCGUCAGAUAUUGACCGAGCUUAAUAUCGCUCAAUUACAAGUUAUUGUAAACGAUCUGCACACUCAAAUAGAAGGAUUGAACGAAGAACUCGUCCAGCUUUUGCUGAAACGAGAUGAUUGCCAUAUGGAACAAGAUUCUAUGUUAGUGGACAUUGAAGAUCUUACACGCUUUCUGACAGCAAAACAAACUGCCUUAGAUGCAUCUAGUCGGAUCGCAGGGCCUGUUUCCCUGCCAGUGCAUGCAGUCCAAAUGAAUUCGCCGUCCCCAUAAAACAUCGGACAUUUCGUUUCUCUGGUCGAUGUAUUUCGCUUUAUAAUGGCAAUCAAAACACCUCCCUUUUUAAUUCUCAUCCCACUUGAAUCUAAUAAUAAGCUUUGUCAUCAUCACUGCGUAUUUUCUCUUGCUUUUUAGUAUGUUUUUUUAUGGUAUUUGAUGUCUUUAGUAUUUCAAUCUCCCAGUGACGGCCAGUGAAAUACUUUGGACUACGUUUAGAAUUUUCUUUUGAUCAGUGUACAAAAAAUAGCUUUUCCACAAUUUUGCCGCAUUACAUAGCCUCAAUAAAGUUUCUGUCGAGGA
Daphnia carinata is the source of this 1455-nucleotide messenger RNA. It is a transcript of the gene Schip1, whose product is annotated as schwannomin-interacting protein 1-like. NCBI's taxonomy places the organism in Eukaryota, Metazoa, Arthropoda, Branchiopoda, Diplostraca, Daphniidae. Gene Ontology annotation, biological process: positive regulation of hippo signaling. The record is from RefSeq and is a predicted model, not a curated record. Gene Ontology annotation, cellular component: cell junction; plasma membrane.